CAUUCAAUACAACUUGAAAUUUAACACAAAAAUAAAUCCUCUCUCUCAAAACAACAACAAAAAAAAAAAAAAAGAAGAAAUCUUAGUUCAUCACUAUACUACAUCAAAGCAAAGCAAAGUGUAUUCAAGAACAACUACUACUCCAUCAAGUACAAGAAACGAUGCAGCCACAAAGUUUCAUGAACCCGGUUCACUUCCAAAGCAACUCGGAAAUGUUACCAUGGUCAAUUCCACCGGUUCAACCUUUUAUGAACCCGGUUCAUCACCAUGACCCAUUUCUCCUCCCUCCUUCACCGUCUCCUUACGGUUUAUUCAACCGGAGGCCACAAUUUGGUUACGAUGGACAAGGCGGUACGACGACGGAUCAUCAUCAACUCCGGUUCAUCUCGGAUAGUUUAGUAGGUCAUCAUCAUCAACCCGGUUCAGUAGCACCUUUUGGUUUACAAGCUGAGUUACAAAAAAUGACGGCUCAAGAAAUAAUGGAUGCAAAGGCAUUGGCUGCAUCAAAAAGUCAUAGUGAAGCUGAAAGAAGACGUAGAGAAAGAAUCAAUAAUCAUCUUGCUAAAUUAAGAAGCCUUCUUCCUAAUACUACAAAAACAGACAAAGCUUCAUUGCUAGCAGAAGUGAUACAACAUGUGAAGGAGUUAAAAAGACAAACAUCCUUAAUAGCAGAGACAAGUCUUGUCCCAACUGAAAUUGAUGAAUUAACAGUUGACAAUGCAACAUCUGAUGAAGAUGGUAAGUUUUUAAUAAAGGCCUCUUUGUGCUGUGAGGACAGAUCUGACCUUUUGCCUGAUUUAAUCAAGACAUUGAAAGCACUAAGGUUAAAAACAUUAAAAGCUGAAAUUACAACACUUGGUGGACGUGUUAGAAAUGUCUUGUUUAUUACCGGGGACGAUUAUUAUUGUAAUAACAAUAAUAAUAAUAAUCGAGAUUUAGAUCCGAGCUCCAAUGGAGAUGAUGAUGAUUGUGAGAUGAUGCAACAACAGCCACAAUAUUGUAUAAGUUCAAUACAAGAAGCACUUAAAGCUGUGAUGGAGAAAUCAAGUGGUGAUGAUUCUGCUUCAACAAGUGUUAAGAGACAAAGAACUAACAAUAUCAACAUCCUUUCUUAAAUUACUUCUUUUCCUUUUUGUGUGUUUUUUUGUUUUUAGGAUGUUUUUUUUUAUCUUCAUCUUAUUAGGAUAAUAUAGUGUAGAGGGUUGGUGAUGUCUAGGGUAUUUGGUCUAGGGGUAAAAGCGUAACUAGUCAUCAUGAUGUGUGAGUCGCAGAUUGGAAAACCCUACCAUAAACAAAACUCGAUAUUUAAGUGGAGAAGUAAUAUAGAGGGUCAGUUUUAAUAUCGGUAGAUUUUGAAACCGUAUAUUACUGACUCUCAGAGGUUUCUCGAUUAUUACAAAAAUAUGUUUAGGGUUGGUGCAUAUUGUUUUUAUUUUGUGUGUGUUUUCAUAAAUGUCCCUUUGCCUCAUGUCACGUUCAUCAACAGUCUGAUAUUCAAGUGAAGAAGUGUUAAGGAUAAA
Molecule: messenger RNA, 1520 nt
Organism: Solanum dulcamara
Lineage: Eukaryota; Viridiplantae; Streptophyta; Magnoliopsida; Solanales; Solanaceae
Product: transcription factor bHLH30-like
Exons: 3
Coding region: 162-1115 (317 amino acids)
Biological process (GO): regulation of DNA-templated transcription
Molecular function (GO): protein dimerization activity; DNA-binding transcription factor activity
Source: RefSeq, a predicted model, not a curated record